Messenger RNA from Betta splendens (Siamese fighting fish), 2840 nucleotides. RefSeq names its product WD repeat domain 36 (gene wdr36). The record is from RefSeq and is a predicted model, not a curated record. The transcript is spliced from 22 exons. Gene Ontology annotation, cellular component: Pwp2p-containing subcomplex of 90S preribosome; small-subunit processome. The coding region runs from base 143 to 2803 and encodes 886 amino acids. Gene Ontology annotation, molecular function: protein binding. NCBI's taxonomy places the organism in Eukaryota, Metazoa, Chordata, Actinopteri, Anabantiformes, Osphronemidae. Gene Ontology annotation, biological process: rRNA processing.
UCGUGUUCUUGUUGACUUCCGCUUCUCGGUUUCGAAGCGUUUGUCCAUGUGGUUUUCUGUCUGAUCAGCUCAGUAACUCGGCUGUCCUCGUUAAUUUAUUUUUUUGGCUUCUGCUUCUUAAAGUCAUCCGCUGUCACCGAACAUGUCGGGCGGCGGCAGCUCCUUGUUCUCUGGGUUUCGGGUUCUGGGACUUUACUCCAGCCACGUGCCUCAUGCAAUCCGGUACCACAAGAAACACCGGGAGUUUUACCUGGUCACCGCGGUCGGUAAACGCUUCCACACAUACAACGUCAACAGGUUGGGGAUUGUGGCCAUCAGUAACAGCUUAGCAGAUGACAUCACGUGUGUGGCGGCCGACAGGAUGCUGGUGUUUACUGCCACUGGGCGACUUGUCUGUGCCUUUGCUAGAAACAAAGAGGUUGUUAUGCGUUACCAUGGUCACCACCACGAAGUGCGUUUACUGCUUCCUUUGGGUGAUCAGCUCAUCUCCUCCGACUCUGGCGGUGAUGUCAUUGUCUGGGACGUCCAGGGAGGGGAUGUGUACCUUCGGCUGCAGUUUGACCCAGAAACGUUCGAUGUAUCAGCCAUGAUGCACCCAAGCACGUAUAUAAACAAGGUGUUACUGGGAAGUUCCCAGGGUGCACUGCAACUGUGGAACAUCAAGACCAGUAAGUUGUUGUUCACAUUUCCUGGCUGGUCAUCAGGGGUUACAGCUCUGCAGCAGAGUCCUGCAGUGGAUGUGGUCGGCAUUGGCACAGCUACAGGCCGCAUUAUCAUUCACAACAUCCGAAUGAACGAGACACUGAUGGGCUUCACUCAGGACUGGGGUCCAGUCUGCUCGCUUGCUUUCAGAACAGAUGGAGCGGCAGUGGUGGCGUCUGGCAGUCCUCAGGGCCACAUUGCAUUCUGGGAUUUGGAGCGUCGUCAGCUGGUGACUCAGCUGAGAAACGCCCACAGCACGGCCAUCGCAGCAGCAACCUUUCUGCAUGGAGAGCCGCUGUUGGUCACCAAUGGAGCCGACAACGCCAUCAAGGUGUGGCUAUUUGACCAAGAAGGAGGUGGAGCCAGGCUGCUGCGUUAUCGACAGGGCCACAGUGCCCCACCCACCACCAUUCGUCACCAUGGUAACGACGGGAAAAACAUCCUCAGUGCUGGCCAGGAUGGGAAGCUGCAGUCUUUCUCCACCGUCCAUGAGCGUUUCAACAAGAGUCUGGGACACGGCUCCGUUAACAAGAAGAAGGAGCGUAAGAGGAAGAAGGGUCUGCUGUAUGAGGAGCUGCGUCUCCCGCCAGUCACCACCUUCUCCUCUGCUGCUGCUCGCCAGUCAGACUGGGACAGCAUUGUUGCCUGCCAUCGUGGUUGCCCAGCAACCACUACGUGGAACUACCAAAGAUCUACUAUGGGAGCCUACCACCUGCAGCCACCCUUGCCUUGCAGGGAUUCUGCUGCCACGGCUGCUGACAUCACUUCCUGUGGUAACUUUGCUGUGAUUGGCUCUUCCUGUGGCUGUGUUGACGUAUACAACCUGCAGUCGGGUCUGCACCGCGGUUGCUUUGGUGAUGGGAAAGCUCACAGCGGUACCGUGCGAGGCGUUGCCACGGAUACCCUAAACCAUCUGACACUUACUACGGGCUCUGAUGGGCUGCUUAAGUUCUGGCGUUUCAAAAGCAAGAAGCUGGAAGAAGAGCUUAGGCUAAACGCUGCUCCAGCUAGCAUGGUUCUUCAGAGAGACAGUGGGAUGCUGGCAGUAGCGCUGGAUGACUUCAUGCUGCUUGUGGUCGACAUAGAAACCAGACGCAUCGUCAGGAGGUUCUCGGGGCACCAUGGCAGCAUUACAGACAUGACGUUCAGCCCUGACGGCCGCUGGUUGAUCACCGCUGGUAUGGACUGCACCAUCCGGACCUGGGAUCUGCCCUCUGGAUGUCUUGUCGACUGUUUCCUGGUUGCCAUGGCACCAGUGAGUGUGUCAGUGUCACCAACUGGAGACUUCCUAGCAACAGCUCACGUGGACAGUCUGGGUGUUUACCUCUGGACCAAUCAGAGUCUGUGUGGCCCCGUGCGUCUUCGGCCUCUUCCGGCCGACUAUCAGCCAGCGGUGGAAAUGUUACCGGGAGUUUUGGCCGAUGAGGCGGAGCACGAAGUGACACUGGAGGAGCACAUUGAUGUUUACCAAUCAGCUGAGCAGCUCGGAUCCGAGCUGGUCACUCUGUCUCUUUUGCCGGAGUCUCGUUGGAAAAGUCUGCUGCACCUGGAUGACAUCAAGAGGAGGAACAAACCUGCGACUGCCCCCCUUGCUCCAGCUGCAGCUCCAUUCUUCCUGCCAACACUUCCUGGUCUCACGCCAUGCUUUGCACCGGCUACGGCAGCAGAGCAGGAGAACCAGUCCAGGGUGCUGAGAUGGGGGUCGCUGGCUCAGAGUUCGGAGUUCACUUCUGCUCUGGAAGCAGCUCUCGAUUCUGGAUCAUUUGAGCGUCCAGUCCGUCUCCUGAAGGAUUGUGGGCCAGCAGCGAUCUCUGUCGAGCUUACCUGUCUGAUCCCAGAGGGGGGUGGAUCCAGCCUGCGCCUUCUUGCCUUCAUCCACAUGAUUGACAGCAUGUUGUCCACUGGGCGGGACUUUGAUCUGGCUCAUGCCUACUUGGCACUUUUCCUGAAGCUCCAUCUUCGCUCGCUGUCUCAAGAUGCCAAUGCCAUGGUGGCAUUGCUCCGCCUCUCUUUGCGUCUGGAGACAGUGUGGGCGGAGCUUCGCAGUUCUUUUGACCAGUCGCUGUGUCUUCUGUCGUACGCCAAGAGCGCGCUGCUGUGACUUAAUGAUUCCUCUAUUAAAUGUAUGUGACAUUGAA